Molecule: messenger RNA, 1235 nt
Organism: Brachypodium distachyon (stiff brome)
Lineage: Eukaryota; Viridiplantae; Streptophyta; Magnoliopsida; Poales; Poaceae
Product: pentatricopeptide repeat-containing protein At4g38150
Exons: 1
Coding region: 34-1038 (334 amino acids)
Molecular function (GO): protein binding
Source: RefSeq, a predicted model, not a curated record
GCUCCACCGCCGCCACGAGAGAGGGAGAGAGAGAUGAUGAGCCUGCAGAUUCCGGCGAGAUCGCGCGGCCUCCGCCUAUUCCUCCUGCUGGGCGGAGAAUCCGGGAUACGGCGGCCCUAUUCCACCGGCGACCGUCGUCGCCGGAUGAUCCGCGAGGCCCGGGAUGAGGAAGAGGACGAGGCCUUCCUCCGCACCCUCAACUUCGGGGCUGACCCGGAGAACAACCCCCUACCCCCACCGCCGAGACGCGAAGGGGGAGCCCCCGACUCCUCCUCCGCCCCCUUCCCUACUGACAUCCUCAGACGUGCCGGCCGGAAGCAGCAGCCGCCUCCGGAAGGGAGCCCUCAGAAAGCCAUCGGGGAGUCGCUGAUGGAGAAGCUUAAGCUGGGCGAUGCCACCACUGCUGCCGCCUCAGCGGGAAACACUGCCGAGGGGCAGCAGGCUGAGAACGCACCAGGGCAGCCACAGCAGUCGGAGGACGUGGACGAGAUCUUCCGGAAGAUGAAAGAGACGGGGCUGAUACCCAACGCUGUCGCCAUGCUAGAUGGGCUCUGCAAGAGCGGGCUCGUGCAGGAGGCUAUGAAGCUGUUUGGUCUGAUGCGUGAGAAGGGCGCCAUCCCAGAGGUCGUCAUCUACACCGCCGUUGUUGAGGCGUUUUGCAAGGCAGCCAAGCUGGAUGAUGCUGUGAGGAUCUUCAGGAAGAUGCAGGGCAAUGGGGUCAUACCAAACGCCUUCAGCUACUGGUUGAUUAUACAGGGGUUGUACAAGGGCAACAGGCUGGAUGAUGCGGUUGGUUUCUGUGUGGAGAUGUUUGAGGCUGGGCACUCGCCGAAUGCUGCAACUUUUGUGGGCUUGGUUGAUGCAGUAUGCAAGUCGAAGGGGGUUGAGGAGGGUGAGAAGCUUGUGAAGAGCUUCCAGGAUAGGAACUUUGCCAUUGAUGAGAAGUCCAUCCGGGAACAUUUGGACAAGAAAGGGCCUUUCACACCGGUUGUUUGGGAGGUGAUCUUUGGGAAGAAGAAAUCAAGCCGGCCUUUUUAAUCUAAGCAGUAUGUGGACAUCCUCUGUUUUGUUUGGCAUCGGCAAGGAUGUUCAGUAGCUGAUGUGCUUCUGUGGUUAAAUCAAAAUGGCUAGCAUAAUGUUUUACAUGAUGUCCACCACACUAUGGAGAUUUGUAUGUUUUUUGUGUUUACAUGCAAUUCAGUAAUUCACCACCAUUUACUAAAAUUUCCCCUUGA